CUCUCUCUCCAACGUCCACCUCGACAAAUGGCUCGCUCUCGUUCCUCUGGCAGGCCUACCGCUUCCGCACCCCGCUCAGCCCCGGCUCAGCAGCGUCAGGCACACACGGCCGCUGCCUACCCUCCGGCACACGCUCCUCCCGCUCCCGCGACCGCUGCUCCCCAGCAGCCGGGUAUGAUGGCCCAAAUGGCAGCCACAGCCGGCUCCGUCGCUGCUGGAUCCGUGAUAGGCCACGGAAUCUCGAGCAUGCUCUUCGGCGGUCGUUCUGAAGCUCCGGCACCGGUCGAGCAGGCUGCUCCUGUCCAACAGCAACAGGCUUCUCAGAUGGGCAAGGCGUGCGAGGUCCAGGCUCGGGAGGUGAUGCGCUGCUUGGAAAUUGGCGAUGCCGAUACUUGCAGGUGGUACCUUGACCAGCUUAAGGCGUGCCAGAGUGCUGCUGCGCCUUACUAAGCUGAGCCAAGCGCUGAUGCACCCCAAACGAGCCUUGCUGGCGUUGAAUUAGGUAGAACCUGCAUCCAAUCGUUCAUAAUUGCAUGUAGCUGCCCCUUAUAAAAUUAUCAUCCAUUCCCCAU
This is a messenger RNA of Dacryopinax primogenitus, 572 nucleotides long. RefSeq lists its product as uncharacterized. Gene Ontology annotation, biological process: mitochondrion organization. The transcript is spliced from 4 exons. Gene Ontology annotation, cellular component: nucleus; mitochondrion. The record is from RefSeq and is a predicted model, not a curated record. NCBI's taxonomy places the organism in Eukaryota, Fungi, Basidiomycota, Dacrymycetes, Dacrymycetales, Dacrymycetaceae. The coding region runs from base 28 to 450 and encodes 140 amino acids.